Messenger RNA from Rangifer tarandus platyrhynchus (Svalbard reindeer), 264 nucleotides. The record is from the annotation of a GenBank genome assembly. NCBI's taxonomy places the organism in Eukaryota, Metazoa, Chordata, Mammalia, Artiodactyla, Cervidae.
AUGACAGGCACACUGGUGGAAACAAACUGGAUGCCCUGCAAAAGAAGUGAGACUGGCAGCCAGGAGCUUCCAGCCUUCUUAUGGGACAAGCAUACACUGACCUCUACCAUAUCUGAUCCUGCUUACCUGGUCAAAGUCCUCUUCUUCUUUACACUCCUGAUGACUCUGGUCACUCUACUUAUCCUAGUCUGGAAGGUAACCAAAGAUGAAGGCGGCAAGAACAGAGAACCAGACCAAAGAAAGGAGGCGACACUGCUGGCGUGA